CUCUCUAGAUCGUCACUAGCACGCACCCUUUCGGCCCAGAACACCGCGACUAACCAGACAAGCCAGAGUCAGGCUUCCAAGGAUUUACCUGGUCUCCCGCUCCCUCCCACGCGACACCGCAUAGAAAGACACAAUGCUGGCCCUAGCUAUUCCCACCAUUGCGACGGCCCUUCUCACACUUUCGGCGCGUGUCCAGGCAGCAUGUUACAACGUUGACGGGUCGGAACAAAACGACCAGUCCUUCACAGCAUGCGACCCUGGCGCCGGAGUGAGCGCCUGCUGCGCAAACAAUAAAGGAUCCAGGUCGGACCUGUGCCUGUCCUCAGGUCUCUGCUACGCGCAGGACGGCAACUUCCGAGGGCUGCUUUAUAUGAACGGCUGCACAGACGAGUCCGGCUCGGCCUCGGAGUGCCCGCACUUUUGUCCAGACCAAACUACCAACUUCAACGGCGGGUCGCCAGUAAAAUCGUGGAAUGUGCUGCAGUGUAACAAGGGUGUCUUCUGUUGCCGAAUGACGUCGGAUACGGAGAACUGCUGUUCUAACAGCUCCGCCCUGGUCACGUCCGACAUAGGGACUCUCCUGGUGGCCGCCACGGCGACAACGACUAUCAGCGCUGCCACAGGGGCGGCGACGACCACGAGCGCUGCGGGGACCGCCCAGGCAUCGGACGGCGAUGGCGCCACGUCGACGCUGACGCUGCCAUCGUCCUCGUCAGCGCCAUCAUCGGAAUCGGAAGCUUGCCCAAGGGACAACACGGCUGUCGUCGGCGGCGCUGUUGGAGGUGUACUGGGCGCUGCGCUGCUGGCAUCACUCGGGGCUCUCAUGUUCGUUGUAAAGCGCAGGAAGGACGACAGCCCGGCCUCCCCACAGUACCCGGCCUACCCGCAGAGCUCAGCCUACCCGCCCGUCCAUGGAUAUCAUGUGAAGCCCGACCAGCAAAACUAUCCUCCAGCUCAAGAGCUCCCUGGCAGGGAGAGGCAGAUGUAUGAGAUGUAGCCAUGACCUUGUCUGAAUGCAGGGAAGCCUUGUAGGUUGCUGUUCUCAAGGCAGUGGGCGCGUCUGGGGUCUGGGAUCCUUCGUGCCCGGGGGAUUGGAUUGCUCAAGCUUCUGAGACAAUUAUUA
Diaporthe batatas is the source of this 1123-nucleotide messenger RNA. RefSeq lists its product as uncharacterized. The coding region runs from base 134 to 997 and encodes 287 amino acids. The transcript is spliced from 2 exons. The record is from RefSeq and is a predicted model, not a curated record. Lineage: Eukaryota; Fungi; Ascomycota; Sordariomycetes; Diaporthales; Diaporthaceae.